ACAGAGCUAACGUGUGGAACCUUACAUCAAUUCUACUAAAAUUGAAUUAACCUGAUUUUUAAAAUUUAAAUGUUAGUGAAAAAAAUAGGAGUGCAUAAACUACUUGGAGGUGUUUACGAGCAUUGCAUAACACAACACAGCUCAAUCAUCGCACCGACGUGAAGCUUUGCUAUCCUGGUACCUGACAGUCCUGAUCGUAUCAAACUGUGAGCACAAAAAUUUAUAUUUCGCCUGCGUAACGAAGACUGUGAAACCGGUAUCUGUAUGACGUGUGCCAAGACUCCAACCCAAACUCAUCAACGCGACGCUCCUGCUGUCCUGGUACCUGGUCGUCCUGAUUGGAUCGAAUUGUGAGCAGAAAUCUCUAUUUUGGGCAACUCCUGACGCGGAAAUGUGACGCGACACCGUGACGUACGCAGAUACUCACCAAGACCACGCACCAAGCGCACCAUUAGACGCCGCGUUUCUGCUAUCCUGGUACCCGGCCGUCUUGGCUGCAUAAAACUGUUAUUUUUCGGAGUAUGCGUUCGCGCAAGAUGCGAACGCGCCUCGGUCUCUUCUGUUGCUGACGUCAUCAAGAGACAAUUGUCAUGGAUCCCAGAAUCUUCGUUCUACUGGCGGUAGCCAGCCACUUGUGUGGCGUUACAUCCGCUGAUGGCCCAGUCUAUGGCGGAGGUCAACCCGCCGCACCCGAAUCACCACAAGCUCCAGCGGGCAACAUGAUUACACAAACAGUCUACGGUUUCUUGGACUUCACCACCACCAUCGGAAAUACCGUGAUGGUCUUUUCGCCCCAGUCUGCACCUGCGCCAGAACCACCGACAACGGAGAAGCCAGUGCAAGAAAACAUAAUUGAAACAAAGCCGCCGCCUCCUUCUGUGUCCAGCGUGAAGCCUGAAGCUAUCAAACCGAGUAAAUUGUCUGAUAAAGACAAAACCAACAAACCAGCCGUUACCGCUUCUAGCUCCAUGUCCCCACCGAAAAAAGACGAGAAAGCCUCCAAUGUACCAAAAUCAACUGCAAAAGAACAAAAACAAAUCAUCACAAAAGUUGAAGUUGUUGCUGGCCCCUCAAAAAUUGUAGAAUCGCCGAAAGUAUCUCCGAAAGUAAACAAACAAAGCUCUCAAAAUAAAAAACCGAAAACAGAAAUCAAAAGUAUUACAAAUGUGGUAGCGAGUAAGGUGGAAGUGAAACAAGGUCCGCCAGCAUCUGUUAUUCAUUCCAAGGUAGAAAUCAAGUCGAGCCAGCCUGAUGAAGAGCCUGCCAUCUUGAUUACUAACAAUAACAUCGGUGAACCGGAAUACGAUUUCCUCCAACGCCAACCGUCCGAAUUUGUCGAAGAAACUUACAAGGUUAUUAACAUACGACCUUCUAAGGCGAAUGGUCAGAAGCCGAAACACAAGAACAGGGUACAUCCUCCGUCUCCGCCUCCGGAUGAUGAAGACCAUCCCCUUGGCCUAGUUACUACACUCGGAGGUACUAUAGUCAAAGACGGACUUACAACUGUCCAUGAAACCAGUGUCAUCGGAACCUUUAUCUCUGGCAAAUAUGCACAAGUAUUAAACAGCAACUCAAAAGUACUGCCAGCUGGCGGUCAUAGACCUAAAAUUUCGCCAAGUCCCACACAUAGAAUUCUAAAAACCGCCGCACCAGCUGUAGCAAAGAAUCAUAGACACAAUUUGGAGCCAACUCCAUCAAUAGGGGAUGAUGACAGUGGUUUUAGUAAAACCACAAGAAGACCAGCUGGCAGCUCUUUUAAAAAUCGACACAGACCACAAAGUAACUCCGAUAACGAAGCCCAUGAAAACGCUCCACCUCCGCAAACCAAAAAGUUCAAGAAUAGAAAUUCUUCACAAAGGACUCAAAGUACACGGUUUGGUCGUCCUGCACAUACACCUCAACUGGCUACCGUCUCUGUUUUCAGUGAAUCCACCACGCCAUCGUUUUCGAACAGAAGAAAGAGCAACCGUAAUUCUGGACACAAGUCAACAGUAACGCCCGUAAACAAUAACGACAGCCAAUCACGACGAGGGUUCAAGCCCCGAGUUCAAGCUACCCCUGUCGAAGCUACUCCAGCGUCUUCGACUAGUGUAUAUAAAUUUAAGCUCAAUCGUGCACCUGGCUCUGGUCGUUGGCAAUAUAAAACUAGCCCAAAGCCUAAAGUGACGAUCAGAAAAAUGAAAGACGAUGAUGAAUCGACGACACCGAACUCGAACCCGCUUCUAGAUGACCCACAGUCUAACGAACUUUCCCCUCAAGCGAGAUCCGAUAAUGAUCUGGAAUUGCAAGGUUCACAGAGUGGUCCUGGCGCGCUUCUAGAAAAUGACACCGACGAUAACUCAAUAGAGAAACCUCCUCCUGUCGAAACCCUCAAAGUUGAAAUCUCGACUCCUGCCGAUUUUAAAGAUGUUUACUACGAAAUUGCUACCAUCAAGUCUCCUUACACUUUCCAGGUUGGACGUGUGAAAAAUACUCGUAUUAUUACAGUUACCUCUACGAUAGAAAAACGUAUUGAACCUACUAUCGUACCCAGCGCGCAAAGUUCUCUCAACGAACCGUUGACAGAAAACAUCUUAGCGACCGCAUCCCCUUAUGGCAAAGACCAUAAUUUAGAUUCCAGUAUUGCUACACUACCCGCGAUAACACUAUCAUCCGAUAUGGAAACACCUCCUCUGGAAACAAUAACAGAAACAUUCAGUACAACUCAAAACAUGUUAAAAACACAUAUUCUGCCGAUCGUCCGAGACGUUAAUGUAACCAGCAGCCUCACAUUCAUCCAAACUUAUCAAAUCACCAGAUUCGUAACUGCUACUAAAACGCUACCACCCAUGGACUUCUUCCAGUUCAUACCAAGUAAGACGUUGAAAGAAUUUAACAGCCGUCUUGACGAAGCUGGCUCAGAACUGCACUUAGAAUUGGACUUUGGAGACAGCAACGAAGACGAAGAUGGAGUUCCCCGCCGCGUGUUCCCUCCGGACCUAGACCUUGCUAACGUCGGUUCAGAAUUUGACCUCACUGAAGUUGAUAAAUAUAGGAUGCCCGAAAACCAUCUAAGACUGAAAAAAGCUCACGGUCAAACCAAGGGUAAUCAAGUGACGGAAGCGCCCAAUGUACCUACACCGGCUUUGACUCCUGAACAAGCGCAACAGUUGGCUCUGCUAAGAUUGCUCAACCCAGCUGCGGCUGCUCAAAUACCAAACGUGGUCACAACUUCCAAACCUAUUCUAAAAUACGAGACUGUAUACGAAUCUCACGUGAUCCCGUACUUCGACGGCAAGAAUACAGUUCAUAGUACUAUUUCGAGGCCUGUCGCAACUGUUACGAAGACGGAGUAUGAAAUAGGCACCAGCAGCUUGCCUGCGUUGCCGCUGAACCCGAUCAACCCUCUGUUCCCACCGCAGUUCACAGUCACUUCCACCCCGGUAGUUAUGAAUACUGAAGUCACUGCGACUGACAGUCAGAUUCUGAAACUAACUUUCGGAGCUAAGACGGUGUACACGACAUUGUUCACAACUAAAGUGGUGCCGACCGUGCUGACGUCAUACGUCACCUCGUCCAUCCCGGUGCAGCCAAGCGCAGGUUUCCCCGGAUACUUCCCAGCGCCAUUCGCUCCCUUCCCUUACGUAGGUUAAAAAGUAUGUGAGAAAUUGUGUAGCAGAACUUGUGUAGUGAGUGUAAAACGCUAGUGUUGGUGAUUACGAUAAUGUGAAAGUUUUGUUGUAGAAACGAGAAACUUUUAAAACGGGAAUGCGUUGCUGCUGCGCGCGAUAAACUAUGUAGCGAGUGAGUGAGCAGUGAGACCGCGGCAGAACGUUGCGAUUUAUAGCCUUUGUGCGAGAACACGAAAACUAUAAAGUUAUAUAUUCUUGUACCUAAAGUUUUUGAGCUCGUAGCAGCCAUGCGUGGUACGACCACGGAUAUGUUGUGUUCCAACGAAAAGUAGCUUAGAUCCUUGUACUGUUGCUUUGUAAAUAUUGUAAUUUAUAUCGCGAACCAUUUUGUACAUAAUCAUACAAUGUAACUAAAUAAAUGUUAGAUAAAAAUAAUUAUAAAAUUGUGACAUAAAUAACACGGAUUUAGUUUUAAAUAAAGUGGAUCUAUCAAUAACGUAGCUAGACAAAAGUAAUAUAAAAUAAAAAGGCUUAGGUAAAUUUUACACAUAAAAUGUGAUAUAUUUUGUAAAUAUUUAAGGUCAUAUUUUUGUACCAUCUGAAAUUAUAUUUGUAAUAAGAUAAAUAAAGAUAUAAUGUGUAUCUUAGUAAUGUAUACAGUUUUAUAACUUUUGUACCUACAACUGAUAGAUUUAGUAUUAAAGCAUUAAAAGUAAUUCAUUGGUGGUGAUUCAUUUUUAUUAUUAGAAACUUAUAUUAAUCACGACAUGAAAAGGUACUAAAAAGGAAAAGGUAAGGUUAUAAUAAUAAUAUUAUUAGUCCAGUGAUGAAAAUAUCAUCAACUAAUUAUUUAAUGACUGUCAAUUUAACGCGGCACGCCUUCAUAUAAUCACGUUAGGUAAUAUGGCAUUGUCCCUUAUUCCUAGCCUUUAUUUUCUUUCAACAUCACUGAAAUUUUAAUUGUGCGUGCGUGUACGAAACAAUUUUAUUGAUGAAAUUUAUGUGCUAGAGCAAUAUCGUCCAUUAUUUUCAUAGAAGAUAGGUGGCAGAUUCAUUACCUAACUAAAUAGAGUACUUAGAUUAAAUUAUUCUCCUCAUAAAUCACUUCGUCUGAAAUUUUAUAUCUUAAUUUUUGUUUGAGCCGUGGUGCCCCAGAUGGAAGAACGCUUGAUACUCACUGUAAGGUCGCAGGUUUGAAUCGAGCACGGACCUAAACCUAUGAUUUACGAAAUCGUUUUUCGAAUACAUGUUUGGAUCAUAAAUGAUUAUCACGUGCUCAACGGUGAGGGAAAACAUCGUGAGGAAACCAACAUACCCGAGAAAUGCGUUACGGAGGAAUGUGACCUAACCUAUAUUGGGCUGGUUUACCCUUAGCGGGCAGUCACUUUUCUAAAAACUUGACCUGUCAAAUCUUCAGGUUAGAUAAGCGGACUCUGUGAAAACAGGAUAACGCUAGG
This is a messenger RNA of Pectinophora gossypiella (pink bollworm), 5068 nucleotides long. Its product is annotated as immunoglobulin A1 protease. NCBI's taxonomy places the organism in Eukaryota, Metazoa, Arthropoda, Insecta, Lepidoptera, Gelechiidae. The record is from RefSeq and is a predicted model, not a curated record. Bases 591 to 3632 code for a protein of 1013 amino acids. The transcript is spliced from 6 exons.